Rhizophagus irregularis DAOM 181602=DAOM 197198 is the source of this 1701-nucleotide messenger RNA. RefSeq lists its product as uncharacterized. The record is from RefSeq and is a predicted model, not a curated record. NCBI's taxonomy places the organism in Eukaryota, Fungi, Glomeromycota, Glomeromycetes, Glomerales, Glomeraceae.
AUGAUAUUACCAGAAUUACCAAGUAAAUGUAUAGAAUGUAUUAUAAAUCAAAUUGAAGAAAAUGAUAUCAAAACUUUACAUUCCGCCACUUUAGUUAAUCAUGAUUGGUGUAAAUUUAGUAUAGUACGAUUAUGGAGAGCUCCUUUAUCAUUUUCAAAUUUAAUCACAAAUUCAAAUCCAAAUUUAAAAAAUUCAAAUUCAAAUUCAACAAAUUUAACAACAAAAUAUCCUUUUAAUAAAUUUUAUAAAAUAAUACCAAUAUUAUUAUCAUUUCUUGAUUUAAAUUCUAAAAAAGAUUUAAAUAAUUUAUCAAAACAUUUUUAUAUACCAAAAGAUACUUCAAAUUUUUAUCCAAGAUUACAUUAUGAUUUAAAAAUUCCUAUUCAAGAUUUAAAAAUUCCUACAUCAUCAUCAUCAUUUGAUUAUCCCAAAUAUAUUAAACUUGUUAGUUUUGUUGAUUUGGUGGUAUUGGUAAAUAAAUGGUUAAAUAAUUUAUUAAGUGAAACAUUAUCAAAUUCUUCAAGGUUUCUCAAUUUUUAUUUAUAUAAAAGUUUAAGUGGUUGGGAAUAUCUUCGUUAUAUGACAAAUUCUAUUAAUUUUCAUUGUCCUUUUAUUAAUUUUGAUAAAAAUCCACAAAUUUUUUUUAAUUUUAUAAUUGAAUCUUUAUUUAAAAUAUUAUUUAAUUAUUCCAUGAUUGAUUCCCUUUAUAUAAUGGAUGUUUCAAUCAUCACAAAUCAUCUUUGUAAACAAUUAAUUCAAUUAGAUCAUAAUAAUAAUGAUCAAUUUUUAUCAAAUUUAUCUCAUUUUGAUUUUUGUCAAAUGAUUGAUUCAAGAAUAUUAAAAAAGAUUUCAAAAUAUAAUAUUAUUUCAAUAUCCUUAAGUAUCUCAUCGGAAGAUUCAUUUGAUGAUGUGAUCGAUUUUAUUAAUUCUCUUCAUUCUCUUCAAUCCGUUUCUAUAAUUGGUAAUAAUGUAAUUGUUACCCCAAUAAUUCAAUCUUUACAAAUUCAUACUUCAACUUUAAUUAAGCUUAAACUCAAUUCAUGCAUAAUUGAUGAUGACGCGAUUAAAAGUUUAUCAAAGUUUGAUAAUUUACAAGAUUUAAUCUUACAUCAAUUACAUUUUACAAUUGAUAAUGAUGAUGAUGAUGAUGAUGAUGAAAAUGAUGAUGAUGAUAUUAAUAAUAAUAUUAUUAUUUCAUUGAACUUUCCUAAAUUAAAAAAAUUAACAUAUUGGGAAUAUAGUUCAAAAAAUUCUUUAAUUACUUUUAUUAUAAAAAAUAAUGGACAUAAUUUAACUCAUUUGGAUAUACAUACAAGUAUGGAACGUUGUAUAAAAUUAUUUGAUUUAAUAUCAAAAAAUUGUUCUUCACUUAUUUCAUUAAUCACUCCAAUAUCUGAAGAAAAAGAUUUUAUAGCUUUAUUUUCUAUACUUAAACAUUGUAAAUUUUUAAAAAUUUUAUAUGUUUAUGAAUUUAAUAUUAUUAAAAUUAAUGAAGAUGUUAUAUUAUCUUUUAUUAAUUUUAUACCUGAUUCUUUAUUAUAUUUAAAAAUUAAUAAAUUAGAAUUUUCUCAAUUUAAAUUAGGUUAUCAAUUGAAAAAUUGUAGUAUUAUUUCGGAAGUUUUAUUUGGUAAAAAUUCUUUGGCUGUAAAAGAAUUUUUUUCAUCCAUAGGAAAUCAAGAGAUUAGGAGAUUAAGAGAUUAA